AGCCGGCGAACCUUUGUCGAUCUCAGCAAGGCAAAGAUGAUUUCACCUGAAGGCACCAGCAAACCUUUCUCCGGCAGAGCAGAUGGCAGAGGAGAGGGUUGUGGGGUUCUUCAACUGAAGCCACUGAAACAAGUGAGCGCUAAUGAUUUAUUCAAUUUGCACUCAUUGCAUGUACAGUUAAAACAUAUUCAAACUGGGCAAACAUUUAGCCAAUCUGGCCACACAACGUGUCUGGGAUUAUUUGAUGCAUUGAAUUAACUUUAAAACUUUCAUUUAGUCAACGAACUUCUAGAGAAUAUGACUAAUAUAUGACGUACUGAAUAUUGACCAUCCCUUAUCACCAAUUUAUAUUAGAGUGCAUUAGACAAGCUCUUAUUCCUACAUGACUCACCAAGAGUAAUUAAGGGUGGAGCCCAACAGUUCCAUGUAGUAAAACAUUGGCACAGACACUGGUCCAGGGGUGGACUGGCCAUCUAGCAUUUCGGGCAAAUGCCAGAAGGGCUGGUCCAUUUUUUGCCUAGUGGGCCUGUCUAACUCGUUUUUUUUUAUUGGGGGGGGGGGGGCUUGCACAAAAUGAUCAUUAUCUGGCUAAUAAUGAGGGCCUCAAAUUAAAAAAUGUUUUGCCGGUGUUGGGGCCUCAAGGUGAAAAAUUGGCUAUUCUUUUAAAAAUGGGUAAGUGCUAAACAGAGUCCUUGGGACAUCGAACUCUGACGUCACUCCAUUGAGGGUUGACAUUUUAAACGGUUAAGGUACGGUUUAAGGUUAGAGAUGUCCCAAGGGUCUCAGAUAGCAUCUGCCAUUAGAAAUGCCAGGGCCUAUUUAUGGUCCCAGUCCACUGGUCUAUCAAACAUGACAUCAACAGUUCUGUUGAAUUUCAAAUAUUUUUACAGGCCUUGAAAGACUGUGACCACGUAUGGGGCAUCAUAAGCAACACUGGUUGUAAACCAAGAUGGCCACACAGUCUCUCCAAUCACCAAGCCCCAUCCAUGGUCCAGCAAGGAGAUCUUCUGCGCUGA
This is a messenger RNA of Coregonus sp. 'balchen', 1016 nucleotides long. The record is from the annotation of a GenBank genome assembly. NCBI's taxonomy places the organism in Eukaryota, Metazoa, Chordata, Actinopteri, Salmoniformes, Salmonidae.